AUGACUACUCUAAACACUGAUGGCUCAUGCACAAGAGUGAAGAACCUUGUAAACUAUAAGUAAGCAAGAGAUGAGAGGAAGCUAAGCAAGUCAAGUACGAAUGUGUCAAAUUAGGUUGGAACCGCCUAAAAAGGGAAAUUUAAUAAGCAAUUGAAAUUAUACACAGAAGAAGAUAUUAAGGUGCUGGUAAACUAAAAUACCAUACCUGUUUAAUAGAUUCUUAUGAAUGUAAAUUAAACUUGUACUAAUUAGAUGUACUAAUCCCGUCGGGAUACAAUCAUAUAGUCUUCGAAAUCCAAAGAUCAACUACAAUGUAUAAUUGAGAAGCUCCCUCGAAGUUAAAAUUUUAGUCCAGUCAAGAGUGCAGACAAAUAAAAUUCUAACAAUCAAGACAUCAAAAAAGGCUAGAAUAAAUUAGUAUCUAAUGAUCAGACAAAACUUUAAGAGUACUCCAAAUUUUAGUUUGAAAGUCACAACAAACUUAAGAUGAAACUUUAAGUUGAGAAGGAAGAGAGUUCUCUUGUAAGAAGUCAGAUCAAAGAUCCUGAGAAUACUAAUCAAUAAACUGCUUUCUAAGUGAUCAGAAUUGAAUGUGCUGGCAACAAUAACAUAGUUUUUAAGAAACAUGAUUAAAAUAAGAAUAAAAACCGCCCUAUUGUUUUAUUAGACAAUGAUGAUCCAAACUGUCUUGACUUUCUUGAUAACGAAGAGUUAAAUAAUAAUACUGAAGAUUACUAUGCAACUGAAAAAAUUGAAUAUACUAUAGAUGAUUAGGAGGAAGAAGAGUCACCUUUAAAUUAUGAUAUAGUUAAAGAAGAAAUGCCAAAACUAACUAAAAAAAGCCUUACAUUUUUCCAAAGAAGAUUUCAACCAUCAAAUAGCAAGAGUCCCAAAAGAACUCAAAAUAUACUGAGAAACAAUCAGCCAAUACAAAUCUAUGAUAGGAAUUGUAAGGAAAGUUCUAAUGAGUCCCCGCUUCAAAGUAUUAAUAGUCGGAAAAGGCAACAACUUGGCAACUAAAUUAUCCGUAGAUAAAAAAGUAUAAUUUAGAUGAUGAAUUAGAAAAAUGCUGAUGUAAAUAGAGAAUCUCUAGGAAAACAAUUUAGGACCAAGGUAAACUCUCCUAUUUAAGAACUUAGCAAAUGUGAAAGCGUAACUGAAUUUGCAGAUGCAAUCAGAGAUGUAUCCAAGUAAUCUCCCAAGAAAUCUAAGAAUAAGAGUCCUUCAAAGGAGAAAAUGGUAAAGCUUGAAAAGUAGUAUUCAAAUACUAUAUUAAAUACAGAGAAUUAUAACUCAAGCAAAAAUAAAAUAAGACCCAAAAAAAAUUAAUCAAAUGACAGAACCUCUACCAAUUUGAGAAAAUCCUAAAAUUAUUUAUAAGGUAACAAGAUUUCUUAAAAUAGAUAAUCGAAUUUGAGCAGUAAAAACAAUAAAUUUGAACUUAAAACUGUUAAUAAUGCUUUCUAGUGUAAUCUCCAUAACUAAAUCUAGCCAAAGAGGCAAUCGAUACUUGAAAGACUUUUGACUUAAUAUGAAACCAAUCAAGAUAAUAAUAUUGAUACAGUUGUAUCUCCUCUUAAUACAUAGAAUGACUUAAUUGAGAUAAAUUAAUCAAAACAUAAGAUUUCUGGAGCAACUUCAAGAGGAUAGUAAAAAAGAUCAAACAUUGAUUUAUUGUAACAGACUUAGAGCCGAUAACCAUAAACACUUCAGAAAAAGCUAAACAGCUAGAGAAUGAUUGAAGAUCCCUAGGUUAUAAUUGAUAAAAGCUAGACAAAGAUAAAGAGUCCAUAAAAGCAGCUUUUAUAAUAGAAGUUCAUUGCUUCACUUGCCACUACUAGAUAAUCUAGUUAAAGAAAUUCAAUUACUUCUAACCAAGUAGGUCUUAAAAACAAGUGA
Stylonychia lemnae is the source of this 1899-nucleotide messenger RNA. The record is from the annotation of a GenBank genome assembly. Lineage: Eukaryota; Ciliophora; Spirotrichea; Sporadotrichida; Oxytrichidae.